UUUGUUUUAAUGAUGGCUUUGCAAAAGCACACACUAGAUCACCCUAAUUUUAUAUAAACGCUUAAACAUGACUAUUUUUAUUAUAUUUUCUUAUUUUAAAAUGUUUUCAACUUCACAGUCCGUCUCGUUUUUAUCUUGUUUCCCUCUAAAAGGCAAAAAACGAUAUUUUUGAAAUUUAUAUUUCCAAAACGGCUUUAUUAAUUUGAGAAAAUUUAAACCGUGACGUCAAUUAACUUCACUUUUUUACCCUUGUCUGAUACUUGGUAUCGUUCUUCAUCCUUAUAAAUCCGAUUGGACUUUUGGCGUUUGGAUAUGAGCACUUCCACGAAUACAUUUUUAAAGGGUGGUAGUUCCACCCUUUUAUGUCUUAAGCAGGAUGUUAAAAUAAACCAACUGUCCUUCAAUUUCCAGUUCGCUUAUCAGUGCUCAAAUUAUGGCUUUGUCUCUUUUAUCAUUACUAAAAAAGUUGACCAUCUCCCUGACUUACACAGGAGGCCAUUCAGUGAGUGCCCUGAGCGUCUUAACCGCAUUUUCUUUAAACACUGUUCUACAAAGGAAGAAAUAAUCAAUUGGUGCAAUUAUAUUCAAGAGGAGGGUGUCAAACCUAGCGUCAUUCUUAUUAAUGAAUUUGACGACUUUUCAGGUUCAAAUAAAUUUGAACCUGUCGAGGUGUCCGCUGCACUCAUUGACGCCAGCAAUUUUUUAAGCGAGAUAAACAGGCUUAAUACAUGUCACCUCAUUAUUAGUGUGAAAGAAGAGAGUCGUUUCAAUAGCCCUCCGCUUUGGUCACUUUUCAAUAAUAUUUUUCUUAUUGAAAAAUCAUCCGAGGAUAUAAUUGCCAAUCUCGUUUUUCCAGUGAAAGAAAAUAGUACUCAAUUCAAACUAUAUAAAGGCAAAGACAACUCAUUAGAAAAAGCUGCAGCAUAUAAUUUUUUGAAAAUAAAUUAUACACAGUGAUACCUUCAUUUAUACUUAAUUCUAAUAUAUAACAGAUUAUUGUAAUACAUAUGCAGUUUAAUGAUGAUAACUAUCAAUAUUCAGAACUGUAAUUGAAUACUACAACCUAUAAUAUUGGCAUUUAAAAAAAAAAGUUUAAUUAAUGUUGCUGUACUAUUGUAUUAGAAAUUCAUCUUGUUAUAGUUUGAUAAAUAAACUUAAAUACAUAACACAAAAA
Messenger RNA from Cimex lectularius (bed bug), 1174 nucleotides. RefSeq lists its product as uncharacterized. NCBI's taxonomy places the organism in Eukaryota, Metazoa, Arthropoda, Insecta, Hemiptera, Cimicidae. Gene Ontology annotation, cellular component: Shu complex. The record is from RefSeq and is a predicted model, not a curated record. Gene Ontology annotation, molecular function: single-stranded DNA binding. The transcript is spliced from 4 exons. Gene Ontology annotation, biological process: double-strand break repair via homologous recombination. The coding region runs from base 313 to 957 and encodes 214 amino acids.